AUGUCUCUCCCCGACGGACCACCCAUGAAGGAACAGAGGCUUCCGACUGAGCCCAAGAAUGGAGUCUAUCUUCCUCGCGAGAAUGGUGGGGAGCCGUCUGGUCGGCGCAACUCGAUUCUCAUGGACGACAAGUCUCCUGGUGUUGCUCGGAUCGAGGCCAUGAACCAGGUUAUCACCCGAACCGACCGAGUCUUUCUCUUCCUCGGUGUGUUCCUCAUUGCGUAUGCCUACGGGCUUGAUGGAACUGUGCGCUACACCUACCAAACCUAUGCGACAGCGUCUUUCAGUUCCCAUUCCCUUCUAGCCACGAUCAACGUCGUGCGUUCGGUGAUUGCGGCUGCAGCACAGCCUACCGCAGCCAAGAUUGCCGACGUGUUUGGUCGUCUAGAACUGGUUUUCGUCAGUGUCGUCUUCUACGUGGUUGGGACCAUCAUUGAAACCUGUGCAACCAAUGUCGACACCUUCGCUGGAGGCUCGGUCCUCUAUCAGAUUGGCUACACCUGUGUCAUCCUUCUUGUGGAGGUCAUCAUUGCCGACAUCACCUCCUUACGAGCCAGGCUCCUCUUCAGCUAUAUACCUGCCUUGCCCUUCAUCAUCAACACGUGGGUCAGUGGCGACAUCACCGAGUCGGUGUUGGCCGCAACGACCUGGAGAUGGGGUAUUGGCAUGUGGUGCAUCAUCUACACAGUGUGCGCCAUGCCGCUGAUGAUCUCGUUGUGGGUAGUGGCUCGUCGUGCACGCAAAACCGGCGUUUUGGACAAAUACAAAUCACCGUAUCAGACGCUGGGUGCGAAGAAGUUGACUGUGGAGCUUUUCUGGACCUUGGACGUGGUCGGUAUCAUCCUGCUUAUUGCCGUUUUUGCUCUGAUACUGGUUCCCCUGACCGUUGCGGGAGGCAUUGCAUCCCAAUGGCGGACCGCGCAUGUCAUUGCACCUCUGGUGGUGGGGAUUCUCUGCAUCCCGGCAUUCCUUUUCUGGGAGCUCCGAGCACCUCGGCCUCUUGUGCCUUUCUAUCUCCUGAAAGACCGUGCUGUGUGGGGCGCAUUGGGGAUUGCCUGCACGCUCAACUUCGCUUGGUACAUGCAGGGCGACUACAUUUUCACGGUGCUGCGGGUGGCCUUCAACUUCAGUGUCAAGGCAGCCACCCGAGUCAGUUCGCUCUACAGCUUCACGUCGGUGAUCACCGGCUUCUUCUUGGGGUUGAUCGUGUACAAGGUCAGGCGGUUGAAAUGGUUCAUUGUGGCCGGCACCUGUCUUUUCAUGGUCGCUUUUGGUCUUCUCAUUCACUACCGUGGGUCACCAACUUCAGCAGGCAAAUCCGGCGUAAUCGGGGCACAGGUAUUGCUCGGUAUCGCAGGAGGUAUGUUCCCGUAUCCGGCGCAGGCAUCCAUUCAAGCUGCUUCCAAGCAUGAGCAUGUCGCCGUGAUCACCGGUCUUUACCUUGCCACAUACAACAUUGGUUCUGCAUUUGGCGGUGCUGUGUCCGGGGCGAUCUGGACUCAAAUCCUGCCAUCAGAGCUCCAAGAGCGUCUUCUUCCCUUUGGCAAUUCAACGCUGGCUGCUGCAACAUAUGCCGAUCCGUUCACGGUGAUCGCAGAAUACCCUGUUGGCACUCCAGUCCGGACAGCGAUAAUUGCGGCUUACCAGCAUGCUCAAAGACUGUUGUGCAUCACGGGUAUCUGUCUCUGCGUGCUGUUGAUUGGGUUUUCCUUUUGUCUCCGGAAUCCAAGGCUGGGCGACGAGCAGAGCUUGCCAGAGGUCGAGGAGAAGGUCGUUCGCUAA
This is a messenger RNA of Capronia coronata CBS 617.96, 1782 nucleotides long. Its product is annotated as MFS transporter, SIT family, siderophore-iron:H+ symporter. Lineage: Eukaryota; Fungi; Ascomycota; Eurotiomycetes; Chaetothyriales; Herpotrichiellaceae. Gene Ontology annotation, biological process: transmembrane transport; intracellular iron ion homeostasis. Gene Ontology annotation, molecular function: siderophore-iron transmembrane transporter activity. Bases 1 to 1782 code for a protein of 593 amino acids. The record is from RefSeq and is a predicted model, not a curated record. Gene Ontology annotation, cellular component: vacuolar membrane; endosome. The transcript has a single exon.